Molecule: messenger RNA, 2089 nt
Organism: Calliphora vicina (urban bluebottle blowfly)
Lineage: Eukaryota; Metazoa; Arthropoda; Insecta; Diptera; Calliphoridae
Gene: thoc5
Product: THO complex 5
Exons: 5
Coding region: 74-1852 (592 amino acids)
Biological process (GO): mRNA export from nucleus; positive regulation of DNA-templated transcription, elongation
Cellular component (GO): THO complex part of transcription export complex
Molecular function (GO): mRNA binding
Source: RefSeq, a predicted model, not a curated record
GCCGUAAAUAAUGUUUGUUUAAAAUAAUUACAACUCAAAGUAAAAUUGUUUGAAUAAAGUACGUAAAUAAAAUAUGGCUAAUAUGCUUAAUGAAAAUUUUGAAUUAUUAAAGCAGUUAUUUACUGAUUGUUUAAAUGCCAAAAACAACAUAAAGGAUACGAAAGUUGACCUGGAUGAAAAACUGAAAAUAGGAUCUUUGGAAUUUGUAGUAAUAAAAAAAAUAAAUCGUUUGGUUAAAUAUAAAGUACGUUCUGGUCGCGAGGAGUUGCAAGCUCAGAAAACAUUAGUUGACUGCAAUCGCUUACAUUUACAAAAUCUUUUAUAUGAAGUAAACUAUUUGAAACGUGAAAUAAAGCAUUGCUACAGGUUUAAAAGUCAGGAUGAAGACAUUGAUAUCUAUGAGCAAAGAACUGCUACCGUUCCAGAAUCGAAAUUGAGUCAUAAAGACCGCAUUGAGCGUUUAGAAAGAGAGUUAAAUUUGCGGAAAAAAUUGUCGGACGACUGCAACAAGCUUUUGAAUGACAAAAAUAUGGUUUUCAACCAAAUUAUAGUGAAGAUGGAAAACUUGUCUACGUUUGCCCCUUCAUUACGUACGCUUCUGAAGGCCACACGCCCCCUACAGGAAGCUUUACAAAUGCCAAUAGAACAGAAAUGGAAACUAGAGCAGAAAGUACACAUGUUACCACAGCAUUUAUAUUUGGCUUACGUAAAUUUACGCGCAAUAGAGCAACUAGAAGGAGGAUUUGAUCUAAUCGUACUUGGAACGGAAGAGGAAUUAAAAAUAUACGAAAUGAAAAAGAAUGAAACAAGUAACCUCCUAGAUCAAUCAUCCUUGCUUCUACCACAUCCACUUUCACUUCAAAUUAAGUUUAUUGACGCGAAUUUUCCAAAUGACUACAUCGCUGUUAGAGUCUAUCAUUUACCAUUACUUGGAAUUGUUACUGGUCAUUGCGAGAUACAUUUAAAUGAAAAUCAAAUAAAUCAUUCCGAAAGUAAUGUUUUACAAGAUUUUCUAAAGUUUAUAGGCGAAGAUGAUAUGGGCGAUACGGUACCAUAUACCACUGCUAGUUUAAAUCUACAAAAUCACAACAUAUCCCUGGGGGAAUUUCAAAAAAAAAUUGCCAAGCAUAAUUUAGGAAAGCCAUAUCGCUGGCUUCAACAUUUAUGUGGUAAUACAUCGUGUAACAGUGUUAAAAAUGAUCACAAUAAGAUCCACAAAUUAAAAGAUUUUACAUCCGAUUGUGUCAAAAAAAUAAAAUGUUAUUGGCAUUCUCGACUAAUUUUGAUAACACAGAUUCGGUCGUUUAUGAAUAAGAACCUCGAUGAAUACAUUGACAAUAAAAUGGGAUGUGCAAAGCCGAAUUGUGCACUAGUACAGUGGUCGGCAAUAUCUUGGGAGGAAUAUGAAGGAUCUGAAACGACCGCGCAACUAAUAAAUCAGAAACUGACCGAUGAAACCUGCAGUUUCUUUAGAGCGGUUAUAGUACUGAGUUCCGCAAAAAUGGAAUGUCUAAUAAGUAUAUCAAACAAAUAUCCCAUGAACAUACCAUUGUGGACAAUCACAGUGCAUUGGAAUGGUCAUCACAAUGCAUUGAAUAAUUCAUCAAUUAAAAUUAUGGAACUUUACACAAACUCUUUAAAUGAUUCCAAGGCAUCAUCAUUAAACCUUUUGGCUAAGCAAUUAUUGCGUACUAUGUACAGCUUUGAUAUAUUUCUCGAAACGGAGGGCCCGCUUUAUCAGCCAUUAGAGUACAACAAAGAAAAGAGUUUCAUCAAAUCAUUUUCUAAACGUAUACGUGUAAGGCCUUAUAAAAAAAUUAUAAAGGGAUCUAUUAACUAUUUUAAGCAAUAAUAGCCAUAGAAAAUAACUAGAGAGGGUGGUUCGAAUCGGAAACCACAGCAGGCAAAAAAUCUAACUUUAAAAAAUAUAUUAUUUUGUUAUUAUUACCCAUCUACAUGUAACAUUUAUUCAAAAUGUCGCAAUGUUUUCAUCGAAUCAUUCUUUGUAGUCAUAUUGUUCUAUGGUAAUAAUUUUUAAUUCAUUGUUUAAAGAAUAACUGAAUAAAAUACAGCUAAUGUUUAAUCCGCA